CGAAAGUGGAAGCGAAGAAGUUUAAAAUUCUUCAAUGUCUGUCAAAGCUUCAUCAGAUUCUGCGACUCCAUGGAUUCGACCAUCCCAAGAACAAAACUGGAAUACUAUGAUGAUAUGUGGAAACUUCAAUCCAAAACUACUCUCAUCUCCUCCUCCAAAGGAGAUGAUGGUAGGUUUGUUUUGAUAUUGUUAUCCACGAUCUUUCAUCCUCAAGGUGGAGGCCAGCCGGCGGACACUGGAUUCAUCACCACUGCUUUGGAUGAUUCCAACUGCAAAUUCAUCGUUCAAGAUGUUCGAUCCAAGGACGGAAUUGUUUAUCAUUACGGAGUUUUGGAGGAGGAUUCUGGCGGCGAUUUCCUUGAGAAAGGGAGAGAAGUUUUGUUGCAUGUUGAUGAGUGCAGGAGAAAGCUGAAUUCCAGGUUGCACUCAGCUGGGCAUUUGCUGGAUGGAUGCUUGCUGAAUGUGGGAUUAGGUUAUUUACAACCAGGAAAAGCCUACCAUUUUCCAGAUGGGCCUUUCGUUGAAUAUAAAGGUACAGUUCCUCAAAAUGAAUUGCAAACCAAGCAAAAAGAACUAGAGGUAGAAGCCAAUGCAUUGAUAUCUACAGGAGGCAAAGUUUCUGCUGCUAUAUUGCCAUAUGAAGAAGCUUCAGCUUUGUGUGGUGGUCAUCUUCCUGAUUAUAUUCCCAAGGGCAGCACUCCUCGCAUUGUGAAGUUAGGAAACUUUCCUGGCUGUCCUUGCGGUGGUACGCAUGUUUCUGACAUUUCAGAGAUCGUAAGUAUGAAGGUUUCUCAAAUUCGGACAAAGAAGGGAAUGACAAAAGUCUUUUACACUGUUGGAUCUUGUGAAGAUGUGGCACUUCCAGUUAAUUAAAACUAUGAAACGCACUUUCAGUGUUCUUAUAUCAUUUAGCUGAUUAAGCCAUCACUUAUACAGAGUGAAGUCAUCUCGAAGCUCCUUCUUUGAAAAAAAAAGGGAAGCUGGCGAUGUCAUUGGUUGGGCAACCAUCUCUUGGCCUUUACUAAUUUCAAUGUCAUAUGCUGUCUUCCAUUGGCAUUUAAGCUUGUACGAGGAUGGAGAUGACAUAAGCAUUGUUAGGACCACUGUUUCUGAUAUUUCAUUAUCAUUGCCAAAGUUCAUUCUUGUGCUGACCUCUGAUACUCAAUCCUAGAGUUAGUUUACUUCUUUCA
This is a messenger RNA of Manihot esculenta (cassava), 1190 nucleotides long. Its product is annotated as alanine--tRNA ligase. Gene Ontology annotation, molecular function: nucleic acid binding; ATP binding; alanine-tRNA ligase activity. NCBI's taxonomy places the organism in Eukaryota, Viridiplantae, Streptophyta, Magnoliopsida, Malpighiales, Euphorbiaceae. Gene Ontology annotation, biological process: alanyl-tRNA aminoacylation; regulation of translational fidelity. The record is from RefSeq and is a predicted model, not a curated record. Bases 70 to 873 code for a protein of 267 amino acids. The transcript has 8 exons.